AUAUUAUUCCAUGUCCUGUGACUGCUGACAUUGCAUUCAUUGUGGAUUCAUCUGGCAGUAUUGGGGUACCCAACUAUGUGAAAACGAAGUACUUCGUGUAUUCCAUAGCGAAUGCCCUCAACAUUUCCUCAUCAGGAGCCCAUGCCGGCGUAGUAAUAUACAGCGAAAAGGCCAAACGACCUAUAAAGUUCACCGAUCAUACGAACAUUAAAAGUUUUAAGGAAGCUGUUUACGGUUUGGAAUAUAUGCAAAAGGUAAUGGAUAAUCCAACGGUUGCGAACUACACACGCCAAAAAAAUCUCACAUCCUCUGAACAAGAUGUGUUCGCAAUAAGCUUGUAGCAACCUUGCGAACAAGCUAUAACAAUGUUGGUAUUUUAUCGAGUUGUUACAAGGUUGUCACUCACAACUUGUUGACAAACUGUUGAAUUGCAGGACGAUAACAAGUUGUUGGAACAGCUUGUAACAAGCCUGUUGAGCUCAACAACCUUGUAGCAAGUUGUCAACGAGCCGUUGACGAUGGACGGUCGGUCGGUUGGACAGUCAGCUUGUCGGUUGGAUGGACGGUGGGUUGGUUGUUCGUUGGAUGGUCAGUCGGAUGGAUGGUCGGUCGGACCAUAGUGGUCGGACGGUCAGCCUGUCGGUUGGACGGACGGACGGUCGGUCGGUUGGUUGCUGGUCGGACGGUCAGUCGGAUGGACGGCGGUUGCAUGGUCAGUUGGUCAAACGGACGGUCGGUCGUCUGCCAGUCGGGCAGAUGGACAGCCAGACGAUCAGUUUAUUUUAACACAUGCUUAAAUUACUUUGCUAGAAAACAAGGAUAGAUCUUGGCCUUCAGAAAGCUCACACAGAUUUAUUUUCACCAUAUUACGGAGGAGCUAGACCCGACGUGAAGAAACUGGCAUUUAUAUUGACUGAUGGACAACAAAAUCCUAAAGGUGACAUACCUUUAAAAGAAGCAGCGGGCAAGUUGAUCAAUGAUGACAUUAAAACAAUCUCUAUUGGAAUCGGCCAAGAGGUAUGAAAUCUUUGCGUGUGCGUAUCAUUUUUAAUUAAGCGAUUUUGGUCGGCCGAUUCUAAUAGAACAAAAUCAAAUUUUUCACUGUUAUCACUGAUAAUUUUCGCCGAAUUUCACAUAAUUUUCGCUUUCAAAAUUAAGGGGCUCCCCAUUUCAAAAUUAAGGGGCUCCCCAUUUCAAAAUUAAGGUGCUUCCCAUUUCAAAAUUAAGGGGGCCCCAUUUCAAAAUCAAGGCUCCCUCCUUUUGAAUUAACUGAUUAAUAAGGCGGGCCUAUUCGAUCUUGAACUGUUCAUCAAGAUGUCCAGUAAGAUCCAUCACUAAUUGAUCCAGUGUUACUACGGGGAAGAAAACGAAAGCUCUCUUCUCAAAUGUGAUUGAUGCGUACACAGAGAGGUUCAAAUUUGACUUUCACUACUAUGAAGGGACUAUCAACCAAUUCAUACAACUGCGUGUAUAUCAAUUACAGGAAUCUCAGCUUACUUAAGAGGUACUAACCUAUGUUGCCACUAAUGAAACUCCUGGUACAUUUUCCAGCAAUUCAAUUUUAAUUUUCCAAAAACAAUUGCAGGUUGAUGAAGAUGAGCUCAGAGCUAUGGUGCAAUAUGAUGAAGAUGUUAUAACGGUAGCGAAUUUUGACGAGCUUGUUGACAAAAUCCAGAAUAUAACCCAAGUCGCAUGUGAAGAGACUAGUAAGUUAUAUAUACUUGUGCUCGGUUGACCAUGCGAAAGCUGGACAUAGCGCUAUCCACUGGGGAUUUCUCCACGUUUUCUAAAAUUAUCCGUUUAAUGGUAUAACUCAGAUUAGACCUCAGUGUUUGAAAGAAUACCUGCAGGUCUGAAAAUAGCAUGAGUCAUCUCACAGGUGCAAUGACAGUCAUGACUAUUAAGACUAUAGUCAUGACUAUUAAGACUAUAGUCAUGACUAUUAAGACUAUAGUCAUGACUAUUAAGACUAUAGUCAUGACUAUUAAGACUAUAGUCAUGACUAUUAAGACUAUAAUUACGGGAACCACUCAGUAUUUUAAGAAAAUACAAAAUAACAGUAACUCCGAAAAAAACAUUUUGAUUUUUAAUCGACGUUUCGACUAGUUUGUAGUCAUCCUCAGGAUUAAGAACUGAGGAUGACAACAGGUGGGCAAUUUGUCUGCGCAUGCGCGAAGAAAAUCAAUAUGGCGACAUAUAUUAGGAGUGUUUCGUGAAUUUAUCUGGUUUUAAGCUGAUAAAACAACAUUUUAAUGAACGCAAACUUUGUAAUAUUUAGUGGAAAACAUUAAGCUAUGCAUUCCAAAGGUUCUAAAUUGAAAAUAAGUACUUUUGCUUUAUUUUAUUGCUUUUUAUGCUUUGAAAACAGGCAAGCCCAUUUUUUUGCAAAAAUGUAAUCUAUUAUUUUACCCAUCAUUUGUUUAAUCUGAACAGAAAUGGAUAGAACACUUGGCUAUAUAAGUUACAAAGAUAUUGUUAGCUGAUCGGAAAAAUUUCAGUAUUCCUGGUACACAUUUUAACAAAGAAUAAAAUGUAAUUUCAUAUGCAUAACAAAAACAAUAGCUUUUAUUAGAACAACAUAUAAUAAGUUGUUAUUUUCUAUUUUUACAAAAACAAGUUUGGAAACAGGAUUUAGCCCUCCAGUUUGAUGUCAUAUUCCAUUUAUUUGGAUAUUUCAAUAAAGAAUGUGAAAUAAUAAUUUAAUCUUGUGCAAAAUUUGAUACCAACACACAUGUAAACAGAUAUUAUCACCUAAAAAUAAAAGAAAACAGAACAUAAAUUUAUCAUCUAAUGCUAUGAAAAAAAUCGUAGAUACUACAGGCAUAUAAUGAGCACAAUUCUUUAACAAACUCAUUAAAAUAAGUUCAGUUAUGCCAUGAUAAGAGGAUGGCAAUAUAUGACAACAUCAAAUGUCCCCAUAUUCAGUGUCCAAAAAAGUGCCGCGCGCAUUUUUCAUGGUCGCAUAACUGGUAUUGCCACAAACCCAGGUAAAAAAGCAAUUAGAAAAACCUGGUUUUGGAUGAUGAGCAUAGUCAAAUUCUUGACUUAUUCAACUUUCUAAGUUUUUCCAGGUAAACAGAUUCAACAUUGAAAUAAGCCCCAUAGAAACCAAAAUAUUGUGUAUGGACCAGAUUUUUUUCAAUUUUCUGUGAUUUACAUGACACUAGUUAUAAUUUAAGGGUCAACCAGUAUUGUUCAAGACAUAUUUUCCUUCCAGAACACCUUUUCAAAAUACUAACCCAAACAUGUCAAAAAUAGUGCACAUUUACAAGGGCAAUUUCAACCCUUUGGCAUAUUUUCCCCAUGAAUAAUUUUAAUUCUAAUAAAAAGACUAUAGAUAAAACUUUGAUUUAAAGCUAGUUUCAAGUGAUGAGCUUACCCUAAUUUUUAAGCUAUACCUCAAAGAAGAUAGGUCAUUUCAACAUAAACAUUGAAAUAUGGGUAUACUGACAGCUCUGUCACACUUGUAGUUUGGCAUUAACAGCCCUUCUGAAACAUUUUAAUGAAAAUAUAAUUCACAAAAUUCACAUUUCCACUUCUUAACAUCUGUUUUAAUCCAACUAGCACUGUAGGCACGAGCAAAAUCUAGUGUUGAUGUAAAUAUCCAUUUAGUUCAUGUUUCCCAGGUGAAAAUAUAGUCUAUUCCAAAGUUGGAUUUCGACUUACUUCAGCUUUUCAGAAACCGUUGGCCUUCCUCAGUAAGAUUUUCAACUGUUUCAUAAACAUAUUUGAUAGUAAACAGCUAAUAUAUUCACUGAAAGUCUAUAUUUUUCACUCUUCGACGCGAAAAUGGCAACUCGAGAAGAAAUGAGCCGCUAUUUUUGGUCAGCGUCGACAAAUUGCCCACCUGUUGAGGAUGACUACAAACUAGUCAAAACGUCGAUUAAAAAUUAAGACUAUAGUCAUGACUAUCAAGACUGUAGUCAUGACUAUUAAGACUAUAGUUAUGACUAUCAAGACUAUAGUCAUGACUAUUAAGACUAUAGUCAUGACUAUCAAGACUAUAGUCAUGACUAUUAAGACUAUAGUCAUGACUAUUAAGAUUAUAGUCAUGACUAUUAAGACUAUAGUCAUGACUAUUAAGACUAUAGUCAUGACUAUUAAGACUAUAGUCAUGACUAUUAAGACUGUAGCCAUGACUAUUAAGACUAUAGUCAUGACUAGUAAGAUUAUAGUCAUGAUUAUUAAGACUAUAGAUUAUGGACUGUAGACUAAGAUUAUAGUCAUGAUUAUAGUCUUAAGUAUUAAGACUAUAGUCAUGACUAUCAAGACUAUAGUCAUGACUAUCAAGACUAUAGUCAUGACUAUUAAGACUAUAGUCAUGACUAUUAAGACUAUAGUCACGACUAUUAAGACUAUAGCCAUGACUAUUAAGACUAUAGUCAUGACUAUUAAGACUAUAGCCAUGACUAUUAAGACUAUAGUCAUGACUAGUAAGAUUAUAGUCAUGAUUAUUAAAACUAUAGAUUAUGGACUGUAGACUAAGAUUAUAGUCUUAAGUAUUAAGACUAUAGUCAUGACUAUCAAGACUAUAGUCAUGACUAUCAAGACUAUAGUCAUGACUAUUAAGACUAUAGUCAUGACUAUUAAGACUAUAGUCACGACUAUUAAGACUAUAGCCAUGACUAUUAAGACUAUAGUCAUGACUAUUAAGACUAUAGCCAUGACUAUUAAGACUAUAGUCAUGACUAGUAAGAUUAUAGUCAUGAUUAUUAAAACUAUAGAUUAUGGACUGUAGACUAAGAUUAUAGUCUUAAGUAUUAAGACUAUAGUCGUGACUAUUAAGACUAUAGCCAUGACUAUAAGACUAUUAUAGUCAUGACUAGUAAGAUUAUAGUCAUGAUUAUUAAGACUAUAAUAGUCUUAACUAUUAAAACUAUAGCCAUGACUAUUAAGACUAUAAUCAUGACUAUUAAGACUAUAAUCAUAAAAGUGAAUACCUUAAAAAAAAUUAUUUUGCCCCAGAAAGAGUUGGGAAACUUUUGCCAUUAUUUAAAAAAUAAUUUAAAAUUUUAUUCUCUAAUUUUCAUCUAUAUAGCCAAAAUCAGAGUUGCCAACAUAUGUAGUCUUGUUGUGAGUUGGCAGCUUGCAACAGAAAAUGCCAUCAAAUUUUGUUGCACAUUUUCAGGUUUUAGCCGGCCAUCUAUAUAAAGUUUGUUUAUUCAUAACUAAUCCACUCGUUCACAGAUGUCAGAAGACGAAAAUCAGAAUAGAAAUGGGCCUUAAUAUUACUUUCUAAAGACUCUCUAAUUUUACUAUUUCGUUGUUAAUAGAAUUCACCAAGUGCCGAUACCCAGCGGACAUCGCAUUUGUCCUGGAUUCCUCGACAUCCGUAGCUUACGAAGAUUUUGAGAAAAUGAAAGGCUUCGUCAAAACCAUGGCAAAGUUGUUCAGGAUUUUCCAACAUGGAAGCCACGGCGCUGUUAUUGUUUAUGGUGAUAGCGCAAGGGUUGCGAUAAGAAUGGACGAACACUUCAACUACCGUGGUUUUAUAGAUGCUGUCGAUGGCUUGGGGCGAGUUGGAGGUAAGAAAAUUUCAGAAGUUUGGAAUGCCUUGGAAUCAUGUUUUGUCCCUUGCCACCAAGAGUUCGCUCUAUGUUCAGAGUAACGGCCGGCUGCCGGCCAACAUCGGAUUUUUCGAAAGAUUUUUAUUCGGAUUUUUGGGAAGUUUAUCAGGAUUUUUAGAGCAAUACACCCAGGCCUAGAAAAUAUACUUCUCUUCCUGGGAGCAAAAUCCCCAAAUAAAAAUUUCCUGUGUAAGUCGAAUAUAAAACUUCCGAUCCUGCACAUGUAGAUUUCAGAGAACAGGCAAAAACAAGCAUACUUUAUAGCAACGGUAAUAAAGUAACCCAAUGACACGGUAAUAUAAUACCUCCAGAUACACCUGAGAUACGACAGCACCCGUACGGAUCUCAAAACAAAUGCAAUAUACUUUGUAGCCACACUCAUAAAGUGAGCAAACACAGCAUGGUAUACUGCAUUUUUAUGUACCUGCUAUUACAUAAGCUGCUGUUGUUCAUAACUCUGGAUACAGCUGAGGUACCGCCCAUAAAACUAUAGCAUACCGCAGUUUUAUGUAGCCAAAUGCAGCAAAACAGUGUGGCUACAAGGUAUGCCGAAAUCCGGCGGCAUACUUUAUAGCCACAGACCAUGGCUAAAAUUCAAUGUCGGCGCAGGACAAUCUCGACUUGCAAAACGCUUUUGUAAACAAUAAGUAAAUUAUAUGGCAUUCCAGUAUACGAGAUGACAGUACACGAAAUGACACCCCUCGUCUGCCGGUUCUUUUCUACCACAGACAUGUAUAUGAACCGUAGCAAAAUUUUAUCACCCUAAAUAUUCCUUUAGGUCGUAGACGUAGUUUCCAAGCCAUGGCGCUAGCAGAGAACGUGUUAUCAAACUACGAACAAGGAGCACGACGAAAAGUUCCGAAGGUUCUCCUAAUGCUUACGGGCGGUCCCGAGAGUAGCAGCAACGACUAUAAUACAUUACAAGACGUGACUAAGCGACUUCACGAUCGUCACACGCUCGUGUUGGCCGUCGGAAUUUUGCCCGAUGCUGAUAUAAAUAAACUUCAGAAUUUGGUCCAGUCUUCUGUGAAUGUGUUUGUGGCGCAGUCUUUUCAAGAGCUCAGUGACCAGCUGGUCCCGUUGACAAACGAGACCUGUAAAAAUGUUGGUAGGUUUGAUCUGGUUAACUUUGUUACAUAGCAUAGCAUAGCAUAGCAUAGCAUAGCAUGGCAUAGCACGGCACGGCACGGCCAUAUAGCAUACUAUUUUACAGCACAGUACAUUUUACAAUGCAUUUUACAGUACAUUUUACAAUGCAGUACAGUACAGUAUCAUACCAUACCAUACCAUACCAUACUAUACCAUUCCUUUAUUUCAUCUGUUAUCUUACGAAAUACAAACUCCUCUUUUUGACUAUCAAACCAGCUUAGCUUUGUCAAAUGUCAAUAAGCUAAUAAUUAACGUAGCUAUCUAUAAUCUUAGGGCCAGGGAACUGCGAAGCAAAAGUCGACAUCGCAUUUAUCCUUGAUUCUUCUGGCAGUAUUACUGAACAUGAAUUUAUUGAGGCGAAAAACUUUGUAAAACGAGUCGCGAAAACAUUCGAAAUUUCGCCCGAAAAGUCCCAUACCGCGUUAAUGAUAUACAGCGACGAAGCAAGAAUUAUGAGCAAAUUUGGUGAAAUAGGCUCAGCUGAAGAUUUCAAUAGUAAAGUUGACGAUUUACCGCAUAUGAGAGGCAAAACCCGUAUCGAUCUAGCUUUACUCAAAGCUGGCAAAGAGCUUUUCACUUGGGCUGGUGGAAUGAGAACCCGUUCUGACGUCAUCAAGGCUGCCAUAGUGAUAACCGACGGUCGUCAGUCGCCGGCGCCCGACGGAAUCCGAUUAGACGAAGCCGCAGCCGGUUUGAUAGUCCAAGGGGUGAAGGUUUUGUCCAUUGGUAUUGGAGAUAAAAUUGACCAGGAGGAAUUGAGAAUGAUGGUGCAAGAUCCUGGUAGGCAUACAUUUUGGUCCGAAUCUUAUACAGCGUUGCGUGUACAGCUCGCGACAAUCGCGCGCGAGAGUUGCUCACUCCCCAUAUAUACAGAGUAAAGGCAUUGGUUUAGUACAUGGGAGCUUUCUGUUUGGUUUUAAAUAUCGUGGUCAAUCUCAAAUCGGAUCAAGCAAAUGAUGCUAAAUGUUUCUAAAAUACAUGCCAACAUGGGCAGAUAUAAAUAAAUAAACAAUUCCUACAAUAUAUUCAAUUUGUUUUUUCAGAAAUAUAA
Molecule: messenger RNA, 7767 nt
Organism: Paramuricea clavata
Lineage: Eukaryota; Metazoa; Cnidaria; Anthozoa; Malacalcyonacea; Plexauridae
Source: the annotation of a GenBank genome assembly